Messenger RNA from Miscanthus lutarioriparius, 1785 nucleotides. The record is from the annotation of a GenBank genome assembly. Lineage: Eukaryota; Viridiplantae; Streptophyta; Magnoliopsida; Poales; Poaceae.
AUGGACUCCGAUGUGGAGAUGAACGCCGCCAGCGACGAGGAGGUGAUGGACGACGAGGACUACUACGACUACUGCGACAGCGACAUGGGCGACGACGACGGCGGGAGCGAGGAGGAGGAGCUGGUGGCCGGGGACUACGACGAGGGCAUCGAGGCCGAGGGGACCGACGAGGUGGUGUCUAGGCGCGAGCAGACAUUUGUGGUUUUAAACGAAGAAGUUAUAUCUGAGCGUCAAGAGGAAGAUGUAAGCAAGGUAUCUGCCGUGUUGUUGAUCACAAGGGAAGAGGCGUGUGCCCUCCUGCACCACUACAAAUGGAACAUCAGCAAGUUGAGUGACGAAUGGUUUGCAGAUGAAGAAAAAGUCCGCCAUACUGUUGGCUUACUUUUGAAUGGAAAUCAUGAGCCUCACUCUAGGAAGCUAACUUGUGGAAUAUGUUUUGAAGGGUAUUCUUCUGAUAUGAUGAGCUCCGCUGGUUGUGCUCAUUUUUAUUGCCAUGAAUGUUGGGAAGGCUACAUUAGCGCUGCAAUAGGUGGUGGUCCAGGAUGUUUGUCAUUGAGAUGUCCUGAUCCAUCAUGUAGUGCUAUGGUUCUUCAAGGGAUGAUUAAUGAAUUAGCUAAAGAUGAGGAUAAAGAAAAAUAUGCACGAUUUCUCUUACGUGCAUAUGUUGAAGGUAGCAAGAAGACUAAAUGGUGUCCAGCUCCUGACUGUACAUGUGCUGUGGAGUUUCUUAGUGAUGAAAACUAUGAUGUCUCGUGCAAUUGCAAGUUCAGAUUUUGCUGGAAUUGCACUGAGGAAGCUCAUCGACCAGUGAACUGUGAGACUGUUUCUAAGUGGAUAUUAAAGAACAGUGCAGAAUCUGAAAACAUGAACUGGAUACUGGCUAAUUCUAAGCCCUGUCCAAAGUGCAAACGGCCAAUAGAGAAAAACCAGGGAUGCAUGCAUAUGACAUGCACCCCUCCUUGCAAAUUCGAAUUUUGCUGGUUAUGUCUAGGCGCAUGGUCAGAUCAUGGAGAGAGAACAGGUGGCUUUUAUGCUUGCAAUCGUUAUGAAUCAGCAAAGAAAGAGGGAGUUUAUGAUGAGACUGAAGCAAGGAGGGAAAGAGCUAAGAACUCUCUUGAGAGAUAUAUGCAUUACUAUGAACGCUGGGCAUCCAAUCAGACAUCGAGGCAGAAGGCCCAAGCAGAUCUGCUAAAAGCGGAAAAGGAUCAGCUUGCAAAUUUAACUGAUAUUUUCGGGAUACCAGAGACCCAGCUUAAGUUCAUAAUUGAAGCUUGGUCACAGAUUAUAGAAUGCAGGCGAGUGCUGAAAUGGACAUAUGCUUAUGGCUACUAUCUGGAUGAUAAGGUCAAGAGUGAAUUUUUUGAGUAUCUGCAAGGUGAGGCUGAGUCUGGCUUGGAACGUCUGCAUCAGUGCGCUGAGAAAGACUUGCAAAAUUUUUUGCCUUCUGUGAAAUCUGACAGCACUGAAACGACGGCACCUACACUGGAUGAAUUUAGUGAAUUCCGCGUGAAGCUUGCUGGGCUCACAAGCGUUACCCGGAAUUACUUUGAGAACCUUGUUCAAGCUUUGGAAGCUGGGUUGGAGGAUGUCCGCGCCACUGCCCAGGCUGCUGGUACAUCCAGCGCUGCCACCAGCUCCAAGAAAGGAGGAACUAAAUCCAAGAAGAAGCAGCACACUAAGCCAUCAUCUGACCACACUGAUGAUGGGUGGCCCUGCGAGCGUUGCACAUUUCUUAACCCUCCCUCAGUGGAUGUGUGCAGCGUCUGCGAAAAGUGUAGGUACUAG